GCUGUGGGUGGAGACUUCUCCAGCAGCUGGGUAAAUGUUCGCAGAAUACGCGCGACAGAGUCAAAAUUGCUCUACGUAGCGACAAAAUUAAGCCGACGCGCGAUCUCCUAAAACCGAUGGUGAAUGAACACAUCGUGUAUUUAGCAUAAUAACCUCAGAAAUGCUGCGUCUGUACGAUGGAAAGUUGUAAAUGAUCAUUGGCACUGGUUUGCUGGAGCUGCUGUUGAAACAGUGUAUCCGCAGUGAAUUAACAUCACUUCGUCCUGGCUCACCUUUCCCACAGGUGGAGCAUGAGUGUGUGGUCGGAGUCCUGCUGCGAUGCGUGCUAUUGGGUGUAGGAUGAACCUGCCGGCAGUGCUGAAUGGCCUGUUGGUGUCAGUGGUGGCAGCCUUGCUUUGGAAAUACGUUAAGCUGAUCGAACACACAUCACAGUUGGAAGAGGAGUUACAGCUUACACGUCAAUCACAGGAGUUUUCACAGGUGCGUAUCGACUACCACGGUGCUCUGUUAGCGCUCCAAGAGCAUGGCACCAGAAUGGUUUGUACUGGCAAGAUGCACACCGAUCGCAUCUGUCGCUUUGACUACCUCUGCUACUGCACGGAGGCUGAGGAGUUCGUAUUCUUCCACAGUAAUGCCUCUGUAAUGCUGCCCAACCUUGGCCCUCGGCGUUUCCAGCCCGCCCUGCUGGACCUAUCAUCUGUAGAAGACCACAACACUCAAUACUUUAACUUUCUUGAGCUCCCGGCAGCGGCUCUUAAGUUUAUGCCAAAACCUGUGUUUGUGCCAGAUGUCACUCUAAUUCUGAACCGUUUUAACCCAGACAACCUCAUGCACAUUUUCCACGAUGAUCUUUUGCCCAUAUACUACACCAUGCAGCAGUAUUCAGACUUGGAUGAUGAGGCCAGGCUUGUCUUCAUGGAGGGUUGGAGUGAAGGGGCUCACUUUGAUCUCUACCGCUUGCUCAGCAGUAAGCAACCCCUUCUCAAGGAGCAGUUGAAGACCUUUGGCAAACUCAUGUGUUUCACCAAGUCCUACGUUGGAUUGUCGAAGAUGACAACAUGGUACCAAUAUGGCUUUGUGCAACCACAAGGACCCAAAGCCAACAUUUUGAUUUCAGGUAACGAGAUCCGCCAGUUUGCUUCAUUUAUGAUGGAUAGGCUUAACAUCACGCGAGAGGAGGGAGAUGACUACAUUGUAGUUUUUAAGCGUACCACUAACAGACUCAUCCUCAAUGAGGCAGAACUGCUUUUGGCUUUAGCCCAGGAGUUUCAAAUGAGGACUGUCACUGUGUCUUUGGAGGAGCAGUCGUUUGAUAGCAUUAUACAAAUUAUUAGUGGGGCAACUAUGUUGGUCAGCAUGCAUGGAGCCCAGAUGAUCACCUCCAUGUUCUUGCCCCGUGGUGCCGCUGUAGUUGAACUCUUCCCAUAUGCUAUAAACCCAGAGCAGUACACUCCCUACAAAACCUUGGCCUCUUUACCUGGCAUGGACCUUCAGUAUGUUGCAUGGAGAAAUACACUGGAAGAGAACACUGUUACAUAUCCUGAUCGCCCCUGGGAUCAGGGUGGCAUCGUUCACCUUGAGAAAGAGGAACAAGAACGUAUCCUUGCUAGCAAGGACGUGCCAAGGCAUCUCUGUUGUCGUAAUCCAGAGUGGCUUUUCCGCAUUUACCAGGACACUACUGUGGACAUUGCCUCUUUUCUGGAUGUACUCAGAGAAACUCUAAAAAAGCCUAAUCUGAAAAAGGCCAAGGUGGCUAGCACUGUACAUCCUGGUCGAGUCAGAGAGCCCAAGUGCCAGACAUCAGUACAGGCCACCAAUGAAGCAAAGCUCUCAGUGUCAUGGCAGAUCCCUUGGAACCUGAAGUACCUGAAGGUUAAAGAGGUGAAAUAUGAGGUGUGGAUCCAGGAGCAGGGAGAGAACACAUAUAUGCCUUACAUAUUGCCCCAUCAGAACUACACCUUCUCUGAAAACAUCAAACCCUUUACCACGUAUUUAGUAUGGGUACGCUGUAUCUUCAACAAGAACCUCUUGGGCCCAUUUGCAGAUGUUCUUAUAUGUAAAACUUGAUUCUUUAAUUAGGUUAGAAGUAACUCUGUCACUGUCGGCUGCAAAGAAUUAAUUUGAAGAUUAAUUCUCAGGAGCUAUCCUGAAAAUUAUAAAGUGUGACAUGGCUGAAUUGUGUCUGGACUCAGCUGUCACUCUUGUGACUUGAUUGUUCUUCAUGGUCUUUACGGAGUGUCACGAGCUGACAGAAAACAAAUGGCCUGACUGCAGUGAAGGUUAGAAGAGAAUGCAGUUUACAGAACUGCCAGUUAUUUUAGUUCCUACCAUCAUCAAAGCAAAGUUCUCAAAGACUUUAUUUAUCAGAAAUGAAAUGAAGAAUUUACAUUUGUAUUUAUAAGUCCAAGACACUGGUUUUGUCUGACACCUGCUUUGGUUAACUAAAAUAAUGCACACAUUUCCGUGGCUUCAGCGACAUGAUAUUAAUUUGGUGUGACUUUGUGAGUGUCUUGCAUUGUAUUUUUCAUUUACUUUAGUUAUGAAUAAGGUUUUUUUUUUUUUUUUGGGGGGGGGGUUAGAAAUUAGUAUGAAGUACCUGCAAAAAAGUAGAAGAAAAGACAAAAGUUUGCUUUGAGAUGAACAUUAUAGUCUUUUAAAAAUAGGCUGCUUUUUUUGUGGGUUAACUGUAGUUUUGCUGCUGCAGUGUUGAUGUUCUCCUUUUUUAAACAGCCGCAAAACCACUGAUUAUUAUCUACCUGUUCGAUGGGAAAUGUUUGAAUUUGUUUGCCAGAUAUCACGUCGCAGACGGAAGACUUAAAUAUUCAAGUCAGUAGUAUUUUUGAUGUCUGGGGUGAAAUAGUUGUCCUGAAAUUUGAAAGUGUCUUUUUUUUUCCCUCCUCCUCCUUUUUUGUUUUUUUUUGGUGGCAUGUCAGUAAUUACUUCUGUUAAGUAAGUUGGAACCACUGUGUUGAGCAACCUAGCGUGUUUGGUGAUUUAACAGUUUAGUGGGCUAGUAGCACAAAGAAAAUAGGUUCAGACUUUGGAAAAGCCAGUUCAUGAACUUGUAGGGUCUUUGAGUAACUGGCUGACAGCAUUUGAUAAAUGUCCAGUAGAGGAGUAACAGUACAAAACCUUUAUGACUGCAUAAGCCUUACAGAAUGCAAUAUUAAAGAUUUGAAGAUAACUAUUUAUAUGUAAAAACACUGUUUAGAUGUGCUUCCUAUCCUGCCAUCCAACAAAUUAACUUAAAAGAGUGUCUGUAUCUGCUUUAGAGAAGGACAGUGCCAGUUUCUGUUUUUCUUUCUUUUUUUUUUUUUUUUAAAAGAUGCUUUUAUGCAUAUUCGUUAUGUCUCAUCUGCGUUUCUGCAAAGACAAACUGUAUUGUGUUGGCUUAUGUUUUAUUUAGAAGCUGAAAAAAUACUUUAUCCUAUCCAAUUAUUUAUUGAAGACAACUCUGGAAUGCUAUACAAUACUGUACCCCAGAUUUGUUAAAAGUUGCACUAUGUGUUUCAGUUUUCUUUCACUGCUAUAAUCAAGGAAUGGAACAUGAGGAAUUCAACAACCAACCACUAUUUUUUUUUUUUCUGUCCUUCGCUUGGAACGACAUGAUGCAUCACAUGGAAGUGGAUUUAAAUGAUGCUAAAAACGGAUGAAACCAAUAGCACUUCUAAUUGAAAUUCGCAAAAAAGGCAAACCUCAGCCAUGCAGUUUAUUAGCAUAACUCUGUGUUUCAAUGGUAAUUUUAUUCAAGUAUGAGGAUAAUAAGUGAAUUCUGUUUGUAAUACAAAAUAGCAGAAAUGUCCUUUGCAUAUAAUAAGAGAGAAGAUCUUGCAUGGAAAUCUUUCCUCCACUUUGAGUAUCGAAGCAGAUUUUCUAAUUUCUCAUUCUCCCAUUUUAAUAAUUAGAUCUAGUUUUCAACAUAGAAACAGAUUAUAUAUAACAUGAGAUUGCAGGCUUGUGUCCUGUAAACCACUCUGUUCCCUGUGCAAGUUCAUGAGGUUUGCCAUUAUGUGCCACUGGAAUUUCACACAUAAUUUUUGUCACUUUUAUUAAAUGUACAAUUUCUCAGAUGUUUUGUAAUGUCUUGUUAUUAUUUAAAAGUCUGUCAUGCAUCUGUUUUGAAUGUUGACAAAUUAAUAUUUAAUUGUGGUAGUUUAUCAAUACCUUGAGGGGUUGUACUGAAUUAUUAUUAUUAUAUAGUACUGAAUUAUUCGACAGAAAUCCUUAACAGAUAGAUGGUAAAUAACAUCACUCCAGCAGUCAUUAAUUAAAUUUGUAUUAAUAAUUUUUUUCUUUCUUUCUCUUUUUGACAGAAUGUGCAGUCUUUGUCUUUUAGACGUUAAAGUUUAUAUUGCAUAUAUUAACAACAAUAUAUGCCCAAUUUUAAUUACUGCACUCAAUUACAGAUAGUACACAGAUAUGUUUGAUACUAAGCAUUCAUAAUGCUAUACUGUUUAAUUGGACGGCUGAAUAAUAAUCAUCUCUUUGUAAUAACCCAUUUUCUCUUCUGCUUGCUAUUUUAUUGCCAUUUAAUUUUUGAGCUCAGGAUCACUGUGACCCUCCAGAGAGAGAUUUGUUUAUGAUGUAUCUGCCUAGAAAAUUAUUCAUGAAAAAACGGAGAAUCUGAUAAUACGCAGAGUGCAGCGCAGUGUCAGUUCAAGGUGCUCUGUAUAGCUGAAGGGAUACUGUUGAACUGCGACGAGCCGAUGUAAUGUGUGUGUGUGUGUGUGUGUGUGUGUGUGUGUGUGUGUGUGUGUGUAUGCAAGUCGAGACCAAUUCGAACCAGGUUUCAAGCAUGAAGUACAAAUUACAUCAGCUUGCUUUGAACUCAUUAACCCAAACACAAAAUGGCUUUUUUUAUCAUUCAAUUCUUAAAGGAAAUGUAGCUUCCUUUAGUGGUGCAUAUAGUCGGAGAAGGUUUAAAGAACUAUACACAGGAUUCGAAACGGAUCAGGAUUGUAUUGAUGUGGCCAUUACGAGAGGUCAUGUGGUCAGGAUGCGUGCGUCAUUAAACGAAGAAAUCAUGAUUAUAACAUUACAUGCAUAAUUAAGGGAAGACAUUAAGGUGCUGAUUGCGUACAUUAUCCGCCUAAGCGACUUGCUCUUGCCACAGUUAGCAGAAGUGAGAAAAAAUAGUUUUAUUACAUUUAAAAUAUGCAUGCAUUCUUACAAAAAUGAAAUAUCCAUGCAUUACCGUACAAUGCGUUAUCUUACAAAAAUUGCAUGGGUUAUUCAACCCCCUGAGCUGUGUGAGGGGCAUUUUAUUAUGAAUGCGCCCACUUUACUUCAUGUCUUCCAAACUGUAUACAGCAAACACCCGUUCAUCUCCAUGGAAAGGCUUAGAGAGGCCAGGACUAUUUGUCCAAUUGGAUUCGUCUGAAAAAAAGUCACAUACACAAUGAUUCGAAGGUGAGCAAAACAGGCUGAAUUUCAUUGUUGGGUGAAGAAAUUCUAUAAUGACCCGUUUAAUUUUACUCAUAAAUCAAAAUCUGCCCGUAGGAUUCCUGUAGGAACUACCUGGGGAAGCCAUGUCUGAAGAUGCUAAUUGUUUUUGAUGUUUUUAGGGAUACAAAUUGAACUUCUUUAUUUGAGAAGGUCAAAAUAAAUGAGGAGACGUAUUGUUAUAAAUAAUACAGUACCGCAAUUACAGGGAUUCCUAUACUGACUAGAUUAGAUUUCUCCUAGGACCUCUGAGCUGGCCAGACAAACAGCAGGUAAUUUGCUACAUCAUUUUACGGAGGUUAUACGAGUCAUAACCAGAUACAGUCAUGUCGUUUUAAGAUGGUAUUGAAAUUGCAAUGUGUGACUUUGAAGCAAAAAAAUUACUUAAACUUCACAGGGAAAACAAGUCCAGUCCGAAUGGCUAAGAGCAGAAAUUGGCUUUCAUUAGUGAACAUUUCUUACAUUGAUUAUGCCAAGUAAACAUGGCUAGUUUGUUUCACUUUAUUUUCCAAAAUAACCCAUUUGAGUAAAGAUGAGGAGAAUGUAAAUGCGGAAGAAAAAUUCAUUUCUGCUCUGCUCAUGGUAUUGAUUUUCUUGGAAUUUGCCAAGCAGUCAGAAUGAAGUAUCACCGGGGCGCCUGGAGGAAAAUGUACGUGACAGCAGACAGUGUAGACCACUUAUCUCAAAGUGAAGGAAAACAACCGGGAGACACUCAGGUGACGGGAAGAUGACCUUUCGGGUCAUUUUUGUACCUUAAAUAUAGGGAACGAGGGGUCACGAGAAUGAUGCAGCGAAGUCCUUUCCAGUUUCUGUGCAUCUGUGGAAAAGUACAGCUGUUGAGCGUUUGUAACCUUGGGUGAGAUUAAGAUAUAAAAGUGAAGGACCGCCCUCCCUCUUGGUCAGAGAGGUUUCUGUAGGACUGUCUGACCUUCUUUGGAAAGAAUAAAUCUUUUAAAAGGCAAAUUAUUGAAUUAUUGACAUGGAGAGUGUUGGUUAAAAUUGCCAACGACAUAAAUCUUUCAGCGUUUUGAGUUUAGAAUUAUUCACUAUUUAAUAAUUUCCUGAGCUUGUUUUGGAACAGAACAAGCAUGUGACGUUAACAUACCUGCAGAGCAUCUUUAUGAAUUCGUUUUCUCGUUUUUGAAAAUCGUGGCAUUACGUAAUGAUUUG
Messenger RNA from Puntigrus tetrazona (Sumatra barb), 6612 nucleotides. It is a transcript of the gene pomgnt2, whose product is annotated as protein O-linked mannose N-acetylglucosaminyltransferase 2 (beta 1,4-). Gene Ontology annotation, cellular component: endoplasmic reticulum. The record is from RefSeq and is a predicted model, not a curated record. Gene Ontology annotation, molecular function: protein binding; protein O-acetylglucosaminyltransferase activity. Gene Ontology annotation, biological process: protein O-linked glycosylation via mannose. Bases 319 to 2067 code for a protein of 582 amino acids. The transcript has 2 exons. Lineage: Eukaryota; Metazoa; Chordata; Actinopteri; Cypriniformes; Cyprinidae.